Bufo gargarizans (Asiatic toad) is the source of this 6352-nucleotide messenger RNA. Its product is annotated as deleted in malignant brain tumors 1 protein-like. The coding region runs from base 1 to 6180 and encodes 2059 amino acids. The record is from RefSeq and is a predicted model, not a curated record. Gene Ontology annotation, cellular component: membrane. The transcript is spliced from 38 exons. NCBI's taxonomy places the organism in Eukaryota, Metazoa, Chordata, Amphibia, Anura, Bufonidae.
AUGGCUUUAAGGCUUGUAAAUGGAACAGGUCGGUGUGACGGUCGUGUAGAAAUCCUCUAUAAUGGAGCAUGGGGAACUGUGUGUGAUGACGAAUGGGAUAUUAAGGAUGCGCAAGUUGUAUGUCAGCAGAUAGGUUGCGGUAAUGCUCUGGCGUUUAACCAGAGUGCAGCAUUUGGUCAAGGACAAGGACUGAUUAUAUUGGAUGAUGUACAAUGUAAUGGCAAUGAAAGUUUCUUGUGGAACUGUCCGCAUGGAGGGCUUACAUCACAUAACUGUGGACACCAUGAAGAUGCUGGAGUCAUCUGCUCAGCAUUUGGUCAAGGACAAGGACUGAUUAUAUUGGAUGAUGUACAAUGUAAUGGCAAUGAAAGUUUCUUGUGGGACUGUCCACACAGAGGGCUUACAUCACAUAACUGUGGACACGAAGAAGAUGCUGGAGUCAUCUGCUUAGAUCCAACCAUGGAUUUGAGGCUUGUAAAUGGAAGAGGUCGGUGUGACGGUCGUGUAGAAAUCCUCUAUAAUGGAGCAUGGGGAACUGUGUGCGAUGACGAAUGGGAUAUUAAGGAUGCGCAAGUUGUAUGUCAGCAGAUAGGUUGCGGUAAUGCUCUUGCGUUUAACCAGAGUGCAGCGUUUGGUCAAGGACAAGGACUGAUUAUAUUGGAUGAUGUACAAUGUAAUGGCAAUGAAAGUUUCUUGUGGGAUUGUCCGCACAGAGGGCUUACAUCACAUGACUGUGGACACUCUGAAGAUGCUGGAGUCAUCUGCUCAGCUUCACGCAUGGAUUUAAGGCUGGUAAAUGGAAGAGGUCGGUGUGACGGUCGUGUAGAAAUCCUCUAUAAUGGAGCAUGGGGAACUGUGUGUGAUGACCACUGGGAUAUUAAGGAUGCGCAAGUUGUUUGUCAGCAGAUAGGUUGCGGUAAUGCUCUUGCGUUUAAUCAUAAUGCAGCGUUUGGUCAAGGACAAGGACUGAUUAUAUUGGAUGAUGUACAAUGUAAUGGCAAUGAAAGUUUCUUGUGGGACUGUCCACACGGAGGGCUUACAUCACAUAACUGUGGACACCAUGAAGAUGCUGGAGUCAUCUGCUCAGAUAUCGUACCUUCAACCAUGGCUUUGAGGCUUGUAAAUGGAAGAGGUCGGUGUGACGGUCGUGUAGAAAUCCUCUAUAAUGGAGCAUGGGGAACUGUGUGUGAUGACCACUGGGAUAUUAUGGAUGCGCAAGUUGUUUGUCAGCAGAUAGGUUGCGGUAAUGCUCUUGCAUUUAAUCAUAAUGCAGCAUUUGGUCAAGGACAAGGACUGAUUAUAUUGGAUGAUGUAGAAUGUAAUGGCAAUGAAAGUUUCUUGUGGGACUGUCCACACGGAGGGCUUACAUCACAUAACUGUGGACACGAAGAAGAUGCUGGAGUCAUCUGCUCAGACGCUAUCCCGGAGAAAAUGGAGCUGGUAAAUGGAAGAGGUCGGUGUGACGGUCGUGUAGAAAUCCUCCAUAAUGGAGCAUGGGGAACUGUGUGUGAUGACCAAUGGGAUAUUAAUGAUGCACAAGUUGUAUGUCAGCAGAUAGGUUGCGGUAAUGCUCUUGCGUUUAACCAGAGUGCAGCGUUUGGUCAAGGACAAGGACUGAUUAUAUUGGAUGAUGUACAAUGUAAUGGCAACGAACGUUUCUUGUGGGACUGUCCGCACGGAGGGCUUACAUCACAUAACUGUGGACACUCUGAAGAUGCUGGAGUCAUCUGCUCAGCACCUUCUACCACUGAACAUACUACCCCUGCUCCAACCAUGGCUUUGAGGCUGGUAAAUGGAAGAGGUCGGUGUGACGGUCGUGUAGAAAUCCUCCAUAAUGGAGCAUGGGGAACUGUGUGUGAUGACCACUGGGAUAUUAAUGAUGCACAAGUUGUAUGUCAGCAGAUAGGUUGUGGUAAUGCUCUUGCGUUUAACCAGAGUGCAGCGUUUGGUCAAGGACAAGGACUGAUUAUAUUGGAUGAUGUGCAAUGUAAUGGCAAUGAAAGUUUCUUGUGGGACUGUCCGCACGGAGGGCUUACAUCACAUAACUGUGGACACCAUGAAGAUGCUGGAGUCAUCUGCUCAGCACCUUCUACCACUGAACAUACUACCCCUGCUCCAACCAUGGAUUUGAGGCUGGUAAAUGGAAGAGGUCGGUGUGACGGUCGUGUAGAAAUCCUCCAUAAUGGAGCAUGGGGAACUGUGUGUGAUGACCAAUGGGAUAUUAAUGAUGCACAAGUUGUAUGUCAGCAGAUAGGUUGCGGCAAUGCUCUUGCGUUUAACCAGAGUGCAGCGUUUGGUCAAGGACAAGGACUGAUUAUAUUGGAUGAUGUACAAUGUAAUGGCAACGAACUUUUCUUGUGGGACUGUCCGCACGGAGGGCUUACAUCACAUAACUGUCAACACUCUGAAGAUGCUGGAGUCAUCUGCUCAGGUGACCUGUACACUAACCUUCGAUGUGGGGGCAUUUUGAGAAAUUCAAAUGGGAACGUAUCUUUGGAUUCCGAUAUUUCCUCAGAGUCUGACUCCUGUGUUUGGUACAUCAGUGUCACAAAUAAUAAUAGAAUUCAUCUCAACUUCAGAACAUUUACAAUGAAGAAUUCCCGGUCCUGCGAUUCAUCUUCUUUGUCAAUAUAUGAUGGAACUCCUCUUGGGUCAUCUUUAAUUGGAGAUCUGUGCAGAACACGUACAAGAGAGUUUAUCUCCUCAUCAAACAGCAUUAGCAUUGUCUAUUCGCGGGCCAACAGAGGGGCAGGCUUAGAAUUUUAUGCAACAUACUAUUCUACUGUUAACGACAAUCAAAAUGUCAGUCUGUCCUGCUAUUCUGACUACAUGAAAGCUCGAAUCUCACUUAGCUAUCUUCAAACACUGGAAUAUUCUUCAGAUAAUAUAUUUUUGAAUGACCCCCAGUGUCGCCCUCAAGUUGUAUCAGGUUGGGCGGAGUUUCACAUACCUUAUGGGAGAUGUCUGACAGUAAAACAGGUCGAAAAUGACACAAUAACUUACACAAAUACCCUGUUCACCGGUUCAGCCGACACAAUUGUUGUUUACAGAAAAAAACUAGAUCUAACUCUUAAAUGCCGGAUGUACCAAGAUACUGUAGUUGAAGGCAUAUACUCUGCAGAUGACUUCAUUAAGAACACGUUUAUCCAAUACGGCCUCUUUUCUGCUAGCUUGACAUUCUUCCAGUCCUCAAAUUACGUAUAUCCAGUGAAUCAGUAUCCAUACUAUGUGGCUCUUAAUCAGCAUUUGUACCUGCAAGCAGCUUUACUCACAUCUGAACCUGACCUGGCCGUAUUUCUAGAUACUUGUGUGGCAUCCCCUGAUGAAUUUGACUUCACAAGAAAUGUUUAUUAUAUCGUUCGCAACGGGUGUGGCAGAGUUCCUGAUUAUAGAACCUACCCUUCCAUAUCAAAUCACAUAGUCCGCAUUGGAUUCAAUGCCUUUAGCUUUUUAAAGAAACAUUCCAAUGUCUACAUUCAGUGCAAGCUAGUGGUGUGCAAGGAGGGCAGUGCCAACUCUCGCUGCAGCCAAGGAUGUAUAAGAAGAAACAAAAGAGCUGUUAACUCUUACCAUCAUGAAGAGGUUCAUGUUGUGGUCGGACCUGUACAGCUUGAAUCUCCAACCAUGGCUUUGAGGCUGGUAAAUGGAAGAGGUCGGUGUGACGGUCGUGUAGAAAUCCUCUAUAAUGGAGCAUGGGGAACUGUGUGUGAUGACGGAUGGGAUAUUAAGGAUGCUCAAGUUGUAUGUCAGCAGAUAGGUUGCGGUAAUGCUCUUGCGUUUAACCAGAGUGCAGCAUUUGGUCAAGGACAAGGACUGAUUAUAUUGGAUGAUGUACAAUGUAAUGGCAAUGAAAGUUUCUUGUGGAACUGUCCGCACAGAGGGCUUACAUCACAUGACUGUCAACACUCUGAAGAUGCUGGAGUCAUCUGCUCAGCACCUUCUACCACUGAACAUACUACCCCUGCUCCAACCAUGGCUUUGAGGCUUGUAAAUGGAAGAGGUCGGUGUGACGGUCGUGUAGAAAUCCUCUAUAAUGGAGCAUGGGGAACUGUUUGUGAUGACGGAUGGGAUAUUAAGGAUGCGCAAGUUGUAUGUCAGCAGAUAGGUUGCGGUAAUGCUCUUGCGUUUAACCAGAGUGCAGCAUUUGGUCAAGGACAAGGACUGAUUAUAUUGGAUGAUGUACAAUGUAAUGGCAAUGAAAGUUUCUUGUGGAACUGUCCGCAUGGAGGGCUUACAUCACAUAACUGUGUACACGAAGAAGAUGCUGGAGUCAUCUGCUCAGCACCUUCUACCACUGAACAUACUACCCCUGCUCCAACCAUGGCUUUGAGGCUGGUAAAUGGAAGAGGUCGGUGUGACGGUCGUGUAGAAAUCCUCUAUAAUGGAACAUGGGGAACUGUGUGUGAUGACGGAUGGGAUAUUAAGGAUGCGCAAGUUGUUUGUCAGCAGAUAGGUUGCGGUAAUGCUCUUGCGUUUAACCAGAGUGCAGCAUUUGGUCAAGGACAAGGACUGAUUAUAUUGGAUGAUGUACAAUGUAAUGGCAAUGAAAGUUUCUUGUGGAACUGUCCGCACGGAGGGCUUACAUCACAUAACUGUGUACACGAAGAAGAUGCUGGAGUCAUCUGCUCAGCACCUUCUACCACUGAACAUACUACCCCUGAACAUACUACCCCUGCUCCAACCAUGGCUUUGAGGCUGGUAAAUGGAAGAGGUCGGUGUGACGGUCGUGUAGAAAUCCUCUAUAAUGGAGCAUGGGGAACUGUGUGUGAUGACGGAUGGGAUAUUAAUGAUGCUCAAGUUGUUUGUCAGCAGAUAGGUUGCGGUAAUGCUCUUGCGUUUAACCAGAGUGCAGCGUUUGGUCAAGGACAAGGACUGAUUAUAUUGGAUGAUGUACAAUGUAAUGGCAAUGAAAGUUUCUUGUGGAACUGUCCGCACGGAGGGCUUACAUCACAUAACUGUGUACACGAAGAAGAUGCUGGAGUCAUCUGCUCAGGUGACCUGUACACUAACCUUCGAUGUGGGGGCAUUUUGAGAAAUUCAAAUGGGAACGUAUCUUUGGAUUCCGAUAUUUCCUCAGAGUCUGACUCCUGUGUUUGGUACAUCAGUGUCACAAAUAAUAAUAGAAUUCAUCUCAACUUCAGAACAUUUACAAUGAAGAAUUCCCAGUCCUGCGAUUCAUCUUCUUUGUCAAUAUAUGAUGGAACUCCUCUUGGGUCAUCUUUAAUUGGAGAUCUGUGCAGAACACGUACAAGAGCAUUCAUCUCCUCAUCGAACAGCAUCAGCAUUGUCUAUUCGCGGGCCAACAGAGGGGCAGGCUUAGAAUUUUAUGCAACAUAUUAUUCUACUGUUAACGACAACCAAAAUGUCAGUCUGUCCUGCUAUUCUGACUACAUGAAAGCUCGAAUCUCACUUAGCUAUCUUCAAACGCUGGAAUAUUCUUCAGAUAAUAUAUUUUUGAAUGACCCGCAGUGUCGCCCUCAAGUUGUAUCAGGUUGGGCGGAGUUUCUCAUACCUUAUGGGAGAUGUCUAACAGUAAAACAGGUCGAAAAUGACACAAUAACUUACACAAAUACCCUGUUCACCGGUUCAGCCGACACAAUUGUUGUUUACAGAAAAAAACUAGAUCUAACUCUUAAAUGCCGGAUGUACCAAGAUACUGUAGUUGAAGGCAUAUACUCUGCAGAUGACUUCAUUAAGAACACGUUUAUCCAAUACGGCCUCUUUUCUGCUAGCUUGACAUUCUUCCAGUCCUCGAAUUACGUAUAUCCAGUGAAUCAGUAUCCGUACUAUGUGGCUCUUAAUCAGCAUUUAUACCUGCAAGCAGCUUUACUCACAUCUGAACCUGACCUGGCUGUAUUUCUAGAUACUUGUGUGGCAUCCCCUGAUGAAUUUGACUUCACAAGAAAUGUUUAUUAUAUCGUUCGCAACGGGUGUGGCAGAGUUCCUGACUAUAGAACCUACCCUUCCAUAUCAAAUCACAUAGUCCGCAUUGGAUUCAAUGCCUUCAGCUUUUUAAAGAAACAUUCCAAUGUCUACAUUCAGUGCAAGCUAGUGGUGUGCAAGGAGGGCAGUGCCAACUCUCGUUGCAGCCAAGGAUGUAUAAGAAGAAACAAAAGAGCUGUUAACUCUUACCAUCAUGAAGAGGUUCAUGUUGUGGUCGGACCUGUACAGCUUGAAUAAAAACAUCAAAUCUAAUGGAGUGCAGCAAAUUCAAUUGAUGUAACUUUUCAAAAUCUAAUGCCUCAUCCUUAAUUGGAUACAUCUUUAAAGGGAACCUGUCACCAGUUUUAUGGUGUCCUAACUAAGGGCAACAUAAAUAAGUGACUGAUUCGCUUAUCAAAAUGCUGGGUCC